UUUUGUGUGGUAACAUUCGGUGUGAAAUGCAGCAAAUAUUCAUUUUUGCCUACAUACUCAUUGCAUCAGUGAGCCAAAUCUACGCAGGACAAUGGAAGUGUAAAUCGCCUGCAGAGAAUAGAAAUCGAUUCCUCCAAAAACUCAAUCGUGAUGAGUUCCAAAGAAACAAUUUCUCUGCAGAACACCAACAACGAUUGGAAGUGCUUCUCGCUCAAAAACAAUCCACUUCCGUUGAACCCUGGAUGCAGGACCACUUCCAAGAUGUUGAAGAACUGUUUCUUAACUCGGCUAAUCUGACGGCCUUCUAUAUUUUCCCAACCUUGAGGAAACUUUUCCUACUAUGUUCAAACGUUGGAGAAAUCAUGCUGAACAAUGGCGACGAUCAUCGACUAGAAGCUUUAGUUUUCAAAGGAACAAAUUUUUCAUUUCCGACCACCAUCCGCGUACUGAAGAAUCUUAAAUCUGUGGAUAUUUCAUCAACCGUGCUGCCGAUUGUGAAUUUCUCCAUCUUCAAUGAUUUGACUAACCUCGCAAUGAUCAGAUUCGAAAAGUGUCAAAUCGAUUCGAUCCUAAUUCCAACCAACAUCAACCUUCCAAAUCUGACUACAUUGCAUCUGGAAUCCAAUGAACUAAAAAGUGUUCCGGAGAACAUCGAACGUCUGGGGAAUCUGAGGGAGCUUAUCCUACGGUCGAAUCGAAUUACGAGCCUAAAAGUGGAGAUUUUCGAUGGACUAAAAGAGCUUCGCAAGCUACGCUUGGACGGCAAUUGGCUUCUGCAGAUGGCCUCUCCGGUUGCUGAUAACAUACAAAACAUUCGACGACUUUUUCUCCAGUACUUCAGUCCGACUGCAUUGGAUUUGGGAAGCUGCUUGCCACAUUUGGAGAAGCUGCAGAUAACCAAAAUAACACCGAAAGAAGAUACUAAUACUGGAGACAGCUUACCGCACAAAGUUUACAGCAAUCUGGUUUACUUCUAUAGAUUUACUGGCAGCAAUGAAACGUGGCUGUGCCUAAUCUUCGAUUGUUAUCCAGCUCAUCUCGGCGAGGAAUAUACAAAAACAUGCGAUUUGGAGUGUGCGCUUCAUUCGAAAAAUAGGAAAAAUUAAUAGUUUGCAGAUAAUUAGGUCAAAUGUGAUCACUAGUCGUGUGGGUGCUAUAAAGCAUAUUAAAUCUCUGUUUGCCAAGAUGAGAAAAAACGCCAUUCGAGCAUGGACUGUUAAACAGUAAUUAUGA
Armigeres subalbatus is the source of this 1233-nucleotide messenger RNA. Its product is annotated as insulin-like growth factor-binding protein complex acid labile subunit. The record is from RefSeq and is a predicted model, not a curated record. Gene Ontology annotation, molecular function: protein binding. The coding region runs from base 27 to 1106 and encodes 359 amino acids. Lineage: Eukaryota; Metazoa; Arthropoda; Insecta; Diptera; Culicidae. The transcript is spliced from 2 exons.